This is a messenger RNA of Manduca sexta (tobacco hornworm), 966 nucleotides long. RefSeq lists its product as uncharacterized. The record is from RefSeq and is a predicted model, not a curated record. The transcript has a single exon. The coding region runs from base 25 to 483 and encodes 152 amino acids. NCBI's taxonomy places the organism in Eukaryota, Metazoa, Arthropoda, Insecta, Lepidoptera, Sphingidae.
GACUGUUGCACGACGCGGGACAACAUGUUCAUCGUACUAGCAAGCUUGGUGACGUUUGCUGCGGCCGCGCCACGCGUGGCGCCUUACACUCACUUUUCACAAUCCGAUAUUGAACAAUAUAGUAAUAUCUACCCGAAUCUGGAUGACUUGGGCGUAACUAAGAACCAGUUUUAUCUACAAUUCAAUUCUGCGCCGUGGACUGUGUCUACCAAAGAUUUACAGUACGUAAUGUCGAUGCCAAUGCCUGGCUACAACAAGGAAGAUAUCGAAGUUUUGGCGCUGAACAAAGGGAUCACGGUGAGAGCGAUACAAAAAGAAGGAGAUGAUAUUGUUAAGAGUCAGAUUGUAGUAACUUUACUGCCUGCAUAUGUGAAUCCCUUGGGACGGUGGACUUAUGAUGGAGUGCUAAGAAUCGCUUUCCCAAUCAAAUGGUUUAGCGACGACGGUAGCUCGUAUGCUAUCCCAGUCAUAAUAGAUGCAUGAUCAGAAAAUAGCGGUAAGGUCUGUUCAUUCACCUAAUAUUUAAACAAAGAUGUAUUUUAUUUAAUUUUCGUCGGUUCUAUUUGCUUCAAUUCCGUAACUUAUAAGAUUUUAUGACAAUCGUUACUGUUAUUUAUAUAACUAUAAGGGUGAUUGUCGAGUCCUAUAAAAGAGUUAUUUGAAAAUAAUGCAGAUAUUUGCAUACAUUUUUAUAAGAAGUGAAUAAAAUUAUAAAAUCUAUUGAUUUUUAAGGAUGUUUAAAGACAAUAUUUAUAUUAAAAUAUAAUAUUUUCUGUUAAUGCAACACUUUGUUCAUUUGUAUUUUAUUGUAAUAUUAAAAAUGUAUAAGUUUGUAUAAUACAUUUUUGAAAUUGUAUUCAUUUGUUUUGUUUCAUUUGCUUUUAAGGACUACUUCUAAAUUGUAAAAAAGCGCUCGUCAUUUCAAUUUCAUAAUUAUAUAUUUUUUCAAUAAUAAUUCGACGUAAA